CAGUCAGUUCAGAGGGGUUAAUCUCUCUCUCUCUCUCUCUCUCUCUCUCUCUCUCUCUCUCUCUCUCUCUCUCUCUCUCUCUCUCUCUCUCUCUCUCUCUCCCUCGAUCUCUCCCUCCCUCUGUUGCCUUUUGUUGCGGCCCCUCACUUUCUCAACACUUGGACAGAGGGAACUGAUACUGUGCCUGCGUGUGUGUGUGUGUGUGUGUGUGUGUGUGUAGUUUAGGUGUCCUCACCACUCUCAAUUUCUUUGGACUGAACUGUACGCGAACAUGACUGACGGGACUUUCUAACACACUCCUCAUGCUGAAUGUUCACACUACAGAAUGAUGGAAUCAGCACCUCUGGUGACACCAUAAAGACAGAAAGACAGGACAACAUAUUUCGUACUGUGGCAGAGUGUGUGUUUGUGUGUGUAUAGAUGGAUUUCUCAGUGACGCCCUUCUGAGAUGCACACACAGACGGUGCAGAAAACAGGCAACAGUACUGCGGAGAGCAAAGAUUUCUCGGUGGCAUUGCCGGUGUCGUGCACGGCCUUGUUUCCCAUGGACCUCAGGGUAGGGGAGCGGGGGAUGCGCCCUGGUUCAGACACGGCGCUCCUUACCCCAUUGCACCCGCCUUUACUCCUCACUCCGUUCUCUCCUCAGCCCCGCACCUCUUUCUCCCAACAGCAACUGCACCAGCACAUCCGGUUUAAUAUGGAGCAGAGGAGGCGGGAACAGGAGCACCACGAGAAACAACAGGAGUUGCAGCAGCUAAAGCACAAGGACAAGAGUCAACAGAGUGCAGUGGCCAGUUCCCUGGUGAAACAGAAACUUCAGGAGGUGAUUCUUAAGAAGCAGAAACAGGCGGCGCUGGAAAGAACAAACUCCAACACUGUAGCUCCUGUAGCAUACAGAAAGCUGGGCCCAGACCCCAGUGUAUCCUCCCAGCCUAUGGCCUCGUCUCCAGCACAGCCGUCUUCUGAUGGUUCACAAGGGACGCCUCUACGCAGAGCAGCGUCUGAGCCCAAUCUGAAGGUGAAACACAAGCUGAAGAAACACCUAAACACCCGCAAGAGCCCGCUCACCCGCAAAGAGAGUGCCCCAGCCACUGUCAGGCACAGAGUACCUGACACACUGGACUCAUCCCCCAGCAGCAGUAGCACUCCGGUUUCUGGCUGCAGUUCUCCUAAUGACAGUCUGCCCAAUGAGAAUGGUCUACUGCCAUCUGCAGGCGGCCUCUCGCAUGAGGCCCAGAGGCUGCUGCUCAGAGAUGGCACUCUAGCUAACUUCACCAUCCAGAGUCCCUCCACUCUGCCCACCAUCACACUGGGACUACCAGCCAACGCAAGGGCUGAAGGAGAGCUGUCCUCUCUGAGGAUCGGCCGGGUGCCAGUGGUUACAGCCGGGGGCUCGCAGGUCUUCCUCCCCCUGAGCAGAGAAGAUCAGGCUGGGCAGCUGAACCCUCAUCUGCCUGUUAUCAUCCUGGAGUCCUCUGGACUGGUACACACUCCGCUACUCACUGUUCCAGGCCUCGAUUCCGUCCCAUUACAGUUUGCCCCCCAGUUAGACCACCUGGCUCCUGGAGGCGCUCAUCCUCACAAGCCUCUGAGCAGAACACGCUCGGAGCCCCUCCCCCAGAGUUCGCGGACCCUUCACACACAUCUCCUCCAACAACAACACAGCACACAACUACUGGAGAGGCUCAAACAGCAAACUCACCUGGGCAAGCUGAUGUCUAAGUCCAGCGAGAAGCCCAGACUGCAUCAGAUCCCCUCUGAGGAUAUGGACUCAGAGGACGGUGACGGGACGUCGCCCACAGAGCCAACCUAUCAGAGCAGAGUGAGGGCGGAGUCACUGAGGGAGGCGGAGCCAACAGCAUCCAAGAGCCAGGAAGAGCAACUGAACCUGCAACAUGCACUCAUACUCAACCAGUCGUUGCUAUGGGAACAGCAGAAGCAGCUGCAGCAGCUGCAUCGGCAGAUGGAGACCCUGGCAGUGCCCAUGUUACGUGGUAGUAGCAGUGGCGGGGUCGGUAGUGGGUUGAGUGUCCAUCGCCCCCUGUCACGUACACAGUCAUCCCCAGCCUCCACCUCUCUCACUCUGCCUGAGAAACCCCUGAGCCUGGCCGCACAGGACCCCAGCAGCAAACCACGCUUCACCACUGGCCUGGUGUAUGAUUCCCAGAUGCUGAAGCACCAGUGCACAUGUGGAGACAACAGCAGUCACCCAGAGCAUGCUGGGAGGAUACAGAGCAUCUGGUCCAGACUACAGGAGAGAGGCCUGAGGGGACAGUGUGAGACUAUUCGUGGUCGUAAAGCCACUCUGGAGGAGCUGCAGUCGGUCCAUACCGAGCGCCAUGUGCUGCUCUACGGCACCAACCCGCUGAACAGACUCAAACUGGAUAACCGCAAACUGGCCGGAAUCCUCUCUCAAAGGAUGUUUGUGAUGUUACCAUGUGGUGGUGUAGGGGUUGAUAAUGACACCAUUUGGAAUGAGUCGCACACUUCAACUGCAUCACGCAUGGCAGCGGGCAGCGUUGUUGAGCUGGCCUUCAGAGUGGCCAAAGGAGAGCUAAAGAAUGGCUUUGCUGUGGUCAGACCGCCAGGGCAUCACGCAGACCCCUCCAACCCAAUGGGUUUCUGUUACUUCAACUCUGUGGCCAUAGCCGCCAAGCAGCUCCAACACAAGCUCAGCGUCAGCAAGAUCCUCAUCGUUGACUGGGAUGUUCACCAUGGUAACGGCACCCAGGAAGUGUUCUACAGCGACUCCAGCGUUCUCUACAUCUCACUGCAUCGCUAUGACGAUGGAAACUUCUUCCCUGGCAGUGGGUCGCCGGCUGAGGUUGGUUCAGGAGCAGGCAAGGGCUUCAAUGUGAAUGUUGCGUGGACAGGAGGACUGGACCCACCCAUGGGAGAUGCGGAGUACAUCGCUGCAUUCAGGUCUGUGGUGAUGCCCAUCGCCCAGGAGUUCUCUCCGGAUGUCGUUCUGGUGUCGGCUGGGUUUGAUGCUGCAGAGGGCAACCCCACUCCUCUGGGAGGUUACAAGGUCUCCGCCAAAUGUUUCAGCUUCCUGACCUCCCAGCUGAUGUCUCUAGCAGGGGGGCGUCUGGUUUUGUCCCUUGAGGGAGGUCAUGACCUCACAGCUAUCUGUGACGCAUCUGAAGCCUGUGUCAGUGCACUCCUGGACAUACAGGACCCACUGCCAGAAGAAGUCCUACUCCAGAAGCCCAACGCUAACGCAAUCCGCUCCCUGCAGACCGUCAUACAGAUACAAAGUCAGUACUGGCAGAGUGUGAAGGCUUACAGUGGAUCAGUGGGUCUGUCCUACCUGGCUGCUCAGAGAAGAGACUGUGAGGAAACAGAUGCUGUCAAUGCUUUGGCUUCGCUCUCUGUGGGAGUCCUUUCCAACAAGAGCCUUCCUGACGAGCCAAUGGAGCAUGACAGUGACUCCAUGUAGAAGGAUCUGACCAAUCACCUCUCACAACUUUCAGGAUUCGGGCCCUACCUGUAGCCUCGGAUCUCUUGCGCUGUCACACGACCAUAACGGGGGGGGGGGGGCGCGUUUAUAAUGCCACUGAGCCCCACCCAUCUGCCUUAUUCACACACAUGCACGUCCACCAACACACAAUGCUGGACCUCUAAAGACCUGCAGUAUGAGCACCUCAACGCUGGUAACCACCUCAGCUGAAGCCAGCAGCACUACCUGCAGCUGGGAAACCUUCUGAAACCUCACCAAAGACCAAUACAACAUGACUUAAAAAUAUAAAUAUAUAUAUACUUUUAAUGUAUCCUGACUGACAUUGGAUUUUGUGGUUGUUCAGAGGUCCAACGCAAUAGCUCUGUGACCACAACCGUUAUAGGAACAGACAGAAUUCAGAUGCCAGCUCUGAAUCCUCUUGAAGCACUAUGUACCAGCAGCCUUAACUUUGCCUUAACGUAAGGACCAACAGGAUUUAGAAGGAGGAGACUUUGGAUUAUAAAUUCCUUUCUCGUCUGCCACUUUGCAGAAUGACCAUCAGGUGAAAGUAUAUUCGCAUACACCUGAUGGAUGCAAAAAAUAUCAAGAAGAAGAAGUGGCCACAUCAUAAAGAAAGGAAUAUGGAAAAUACGACAUGGAGAUUGUCUGUUUUAAUGAUGUCAUUACAUGCAGUUUAACCACUAACAGAAGACAACAAAGAACUUGAGGGAAAGAGAGAAAAUGAAGACACAAAAUGGACAACUGUGGGUUUUUUAUAACAAAGAAAAGGCAAAUGCCCUUGUUGUUUUAUUGCACUGUUCAUUCCAUAAUGUGAACCAUAAGAAAUUCCAAAGCUCUGGGAUAAAAAAACAAAACAAA
Molecule: messenger RNA, 4318 nt
Organism: Sander lucioperca (pikeperch)
Lineage: Eukaryota; Metazoa; Chordata; Actinopteri; Perciformes; Percidae
Gene: hdac7a
Product: histone deacetylase 7a
Exons: 27
Coding region: 449-3439 (996 amino acids)
Biological process (GO): chromatin organization; negative regulation of transcription by RNA polymerase II
Cellular component (GO): histone deacetylase complex
Molecular function (GO): histone deacetylase activity
Source: RefSeq, a predicted model, not a curated record